AUGUCGCAAACAAAUAUUGAUCCCGAACUUCUUAUUACACUAAUUGAAAUUAGGCCUAUAUUAUGGGAUAAAACGCUGGAAAAUUAUAAAGAUAACAACUUGCGAACUGCAGCAUGGCGCGAAGUUUGCAUUGUUUUGAGAGAAGACUUUCAAGAACUUGAGGAAAAAGAAAGACAAAGCUAUGCUAAAAUGGUCGUUAAAAAAUGGAAUCAGAUAAGAGACAGCUGGAAGAGGAGUUUAAAUGCGAAAAAGAAAAUAAAUAAAUCUGGAUCUGCUGCAGUUAAUACCAAAAAAUACUGUUAUCACGACCAGUUGUUGUUUUUAAAAAAAAAUAUGGAUCCGGCUGAAACACAAGACAGUGGCGGUAACAAAGCUGCAGAUAUUGAAGAGGGUGAUACGGAAAAUCCUAUCCAAAAUGAAGAAAGUGAAAAUGAACCUAUUAUCGGAAGUCCAGGACAAGAAAAUCCUGCAGGUGGUGCUAAACGACUUAAGAGAAGUGUACUACCAAGGCAGAGACUUUCUGUAAUGGAUCAAAAAAUGGCGAGUUUCAUUGAUCACCAGAUGAAAAGUCAGCCGAAUACGCAGAAUGAAGAUCGUAACUUGUCAUUUUUUAAAAGUUUACUUCCUACACUAGCUUCACUCAACGAUGAUCAAAUAUUACAAUUUCAAGCAGGUGUUAUAAGUUUGUUGCAAAAUAUAAAAAGCCGCAAUUUUAACCAAUGGUCCUCUCAACAACCAUCUACUUUUAACAACUCUUAUCAAUCAGCAGGUUAUUUCACACCGCAUUACAGCGUUCAGUCAUCGCCAUCUGCACAAUCAGUUGAAUCGCAGAGCUCUGAUUUUCCGGAUUUCACUAAUAUUUAAUUAAUAUUAACGAUCAUCUUGUGAAAAUAUCAUACAUACAUAACUUAUUGUGUUUGGUAAUAAAUAUUAAACUUUAAAUAUGUAUUUCAUUCUUACCUUAAACAUAUUGCUAACUUUUCUUCAGGUGUGAUGCUUUUUCUCAUAUU
Messenger RNA from Amyelois transitella, 1010 nucleotides. RefSeq lists its product as uncharacterized. The transcript is spliced from 2 exons. NCBI's taxonomy places the organism in Eukaryota, Metazoa, Arthropoda, Insecta, Lepidoptera, Pyralidae. Gene Ontology annotation, molecular function: DNA binding. The record is from RefSeq and is a predicted model, not a curated record. The coding region runs from base 1 to 864 and encodes 287 amino acids.